AAAACUAGUUUUCGUCCCGUUCUGGCCAGUGUGGUCCGCACGAGUGGGUACGAGCAAAAGCUACCUCUUCUACUCACUCUUCUUCUUCAUUCCUUUCCUCUUUCUUCUUCUUAACGUGCUUUUCAAAAUCCUCAGCUUCACGUUCCUUUUAAUGCCACUUCAUAAGCCCACACCUUCUUCAAACACCAUCCAAAAUCUCUAAGCUCUUUCUCUCUAUUUUCAUUCACACAACUCGCCGGAAAACUCUUCGCCGGCGGCGGCGAUGGCCGACUACUUUUCCAGCUCCGUCGAAUUCGGACUGAAUCUCUCCAAGCGAAUUUACUACGGCAAAGGAUCGGCUCCGUCGCCGGUGCCGGCGAUGUCGAAGUCGCCGGAGGGGUUCCUACCGUCGGCGCCGAUGUGUUAUGCGGUGAUAUCGGAUCCGGAGACAGUUGAGAACCCGGACAUUCGGAGUUACCAGCCUUACGUGCACGGCCGGUGCGAGCCUCCGGCGUUGAUACCGCUUCAGCUUCACGGAGUUGCCAUGGAAGUUGAGUGCUCUUUGGACACAGCGUUUGUAACGGUCACCGGAAAGUGGCGCGUUCAUUGCGUGACGGGAAGUAGUACGUGUGAAUGCCAAAUUGCUAUACCAAUGGGAGAGGAGGGUUCACUUCUAGGUCUAGAGGUUGAUGGUUAUGGAAGAUCUUAUCAUUCUGAAUUGAUCACUCUGAAAGAUGAAAAGGAUAAGGAAAAAGUGGCCAAAGCUAAAGACGGAUACUUUUUGAAAAGCCAAAUAUACACCGUUAAGAUUCCACAGUUUAAAGGGGGGUCCGUUUUCUCAAUUAAGAUCAAAUGGUCCCAGAAAAUAUUAUUUCAUGAUGGCCAGUUCUCUCUCUGUGUCCCUUUCAGCUUUCCUUCCUACGUCAUUCCUGCUGGAAGAAAAAUUUCUAAGAAAGAGAAGAUAUUUUUGAAAGUGAAUUCUGGUGCUGGAACGGAAGUGUUAUGCAAAACCACAAGUCACCCUCUUAAGGAAGUAAUGCGCCAAGCUGGCAAAUUGAGUUUAUCAUAUGAAGCGGAAGUGCCAACUUGGUCGAGUACAGACUUCAGCUUCUCGUACACUGUUGCUUCAAAUGACACAGUUGGUGGUGUUCUCCUGCAAUCUCCAUUCCUGCGUGAUUUUGAUGAAAGAGAGAUAUUUUGCUUGUAUCUUUACCCUGGAAACAGCCAGAGUAGAAAGGUUUAUAAAAAGGAUGUGGUGUUUUUAGUAGAUAUAAGUGCAAGCAUGAAAGGAAGUCCUCUUGAAAACACGAAGAACGCACUACUGACAUCACUCUCUCAGCUAAAUGCACAAGAUACAUUUAACAUCAUAGCUUUCAAUGGGGAGGUCAACUUAUUUUCGUCAUCUAUGGAAACUGCUACAAAGGAAGCAGUUUCAAAUGGUGCCAAGUGGGUUGAGACUAAUUUUAUUGCUAAUGGUGGUACUAACAUCAUGCUUCCCUUAAUUCAGGCAAUGAAGCUAGUUGGGAAAUCAACUGAUUCAGUCCCUCUUGUUUUUCUCGUUACUGAUGGGGCUGUCGAGGAUGAGAGAGAGAUAUGCAAUUUCGUGAAAAGCUAUGUCCCAGUUGGUCAAUCAGUUCGAACACCGCGCAUAUGUACUUUUGGCAUAGGUCUAUAUUGUAAUCACUAUUUCCUGCAAAUGCUAGCGCAAAUUGGGAGGGGUCACUGUGAUUCUGUUCAUGAUUUAGAUUCUAUUGACUUUAGAAUGCAAAGGCUAUUCCGUACUGCUUCAUCAGUCUUAGUUGCUGAUAUAACCGUUGAAGGUUUAGAAGAUCUUGAUUCACACGAGUUAUUCCCCCCUCAUAUACAAGACUUAUCAACUGAAUGCCCGUUGAUCAUAUCAGGCAGAUACAAUGGGACUUUUCCUGAAUUUGUUAAAGUUACUGGUACUUUGGCAGAUAUGACUAACUUCACAGUAGAUCUUAAAGUGAAAAGAGAAAAAGAUAUGCGACUCAGUAAUGUGCUUGCAAAGAGACAUAUAGACUUUUUCACUGCUCAAGCCUGGUUAUUAAAAAGUGAAGAGCUGGAGGAGAAGGUUUCUAAAAUGAGCAUUCAAAACAAAGUCCCGUCAGAGCAUACCUGCAUGAACAUGGUUCUUGUUCAGGGGGACGAAGGGAAGAAGGCACCUGAACCAUUGCUGUUACAAAAGGCAUACAGCAAACUUAGCCUCCAAAGGUUGGAGCUUAACGACCAGAAGUUAUUCCUUGGAGGGCUACGUCUUGGAUUUGGUGACUUUAAAGCAACAGCUGAGAACUUGCCACCAGCAAUAAAAGAAGCAAAGCCACCUGAAGGAAUAUUGGAGAAGGCUACUUCCAAUUGUUGUGGGCGAUUGGCUGGUACCUGUUGUGGCAUGUGUCUGCUACGAACUUGCACUUUUAUGAAUGACCAGUGCACCAUUGUUUGCACUCAACUUUGUGCUGCCCUGGCAUGUUUUGAGUUAAUCAAAUGUUGUGUUGAGCUUUGUGAGUGUGAUUGCUUGCAGUGAAAUUAUGUACUUAAGUUGAACAUAGAUAAUUUGUGUAGUAUUAACAAUGUGUAUAUUAUAUAAGCUCUUGUGCGAUAAUGUUUACAGC
Abrus precatorius (Indian licorice) is the source of this 2609-nucleotide messenger RNA. Its product is annotated as inter alpha-trypsin inhibitor, heavy chain 4-like. NCBI's taxonomy places the organism in Eukaryota, Viridiplantae, Streptophyta, Magnoliopsida, Fabales, Fabaceae. The coding region runs from base 263 to 2521 and encodes 752 amino acids. The transcript is spliced from 13 exons. The record is from RefSeq and is a predicted model, not a curated record.